Molecule: messenger RNA, 1464 nt
Organism: Adineta steineri
Lineage: Eukaryota; Metazoa; Rotifera; Eurotatoria; Adinetida; Adinetidae
Source: the annotation of a GenBank genome assembly
AUGUCAACUGUAAAUAAUAAUAAUAACUCAUCAUUAGAAGCAAUAGCUUUAACAGGUAUAUCAUGUGAAUUUGCAAGUGAUAUUCAUUCACCUAAUGAUUUAUGGGAUGCAUUAAAAGAAAGUCGUGAUGUUGGUAGUACAACACCAAUUGAUCGAUUUGAUCUUGAAUCAUUUACUGCUCAUAUGUUUAAUAUGGAUAAUAAUGAACAACUUCUUCAAAAACUUCUUCGUGCUGGUUAUUUUAUGUCAAAUCAACAAUGGGAUAUGUUUGAACCAAGUUUCUUUGAUUUAUCAGAUGCUGAAGCAGGCAGUGUUGAUCCAUGUCAUCGAUUACUUAGGUUAAAAUUUGUUCAUUUACUUGAUGAUGCUGGAUAUAGUAUUGACAAAAUCAAUGGUACAAAAACAUCAGUACAUAUUGGACAAUUUUCAACAGAUCAUGCAGUUGCAGCAGCUCGUAUGAGACCUGAACAUCGAUCAAGAUUUCAUGGACCAAACACGUUAUUAUAUAAUGCAUCAGCACGUUUAUCAUAUCAUUUUAAUUUACAUGGUCCAAAUGUAUCAUUAGAUGUUGCUUGUUCAUCAUCUUUAGAAGCUUUACAUAUGGGUGUACAAUGUCUUCGUACAAAUGAAGCUGAUAUGGCUGUAUGUGGUGGUGUUAAUGGAAUUUUUUCACCAGAUAGUUUUCUACAACAUUCACUUAUUGGUGCACAAUCACCUGAUGGGAGAAGUCGAUCAUUUAGUACUGAUGCUAAUGGUUAUGCUAGAGGCGACGGUCUUGGUCUUUUACUAUUAAAACGGUUAAGUGAUGCUGAACGUGAUGGAGAUCGUAUAUAUUGUGUUGUUCGUGAUGUACUUAGUGGUCAUGAUGGAAAUGAAGACAAAACAAAUUUUGUUGUACCAUCACCUGCAGGACAAGGACGUUUAUUAGCAAAUAUUUAUUCAAGAAAUAAUUUUGAUACUCAAAAAAUAUUAUUUGUUGAAGCGCAUGGUACAGGUACACUAGUUGGUGAUCCAAUUGAAGCAAAUGCUUUAGGUCGAUUUUUUAAUCGAUCAAAUCUUGAUCCACCAUUAUUAUUAGGUUCAAUUAAAAGUAAUUUAGGACAUACAGAAGGUGCAGCUGGUGUAGCAUCACUGAUUAAAGUUGCUAUGUGUAUGUAUCAUCGUGGUAUUACAGCAAAUAUGCAAUUUACUUCACUUAAUCCAAAAAUAGAUGCACAAAAUUAUAAUCUACAUAUUCUUCAAAAUUUUAUACCAUUUCCAACUCUUCCAAAUAAUGAAAAAAUAGCUAUAGGUGUUAAUUCAUUUGGAAUGGGUGGUACAACGACACAUGCUAUUAUUGAAGAAUAUCAACCAAUAAAUAAAACAUCAAUUCAAAAUGGUCAUAUCGAUGAUGGAAAUCAUAUUAAAAGCAAACAAUAUUUUAUUUUUAUUUUUUCAACAAAAAGUCGUCAAUCUCUUUUUUAA